This is a messenger RNA of Amphibalanus amphitrite, 1926 nucleotides long. Its product is annotated as cellular tumor antigen p53-like. The record is from RefSeq and is a predicted model, not a curated record. Bases 241 to 1308 code for a protein of 355 amino acids. Gene Ontology annotation, molecular function: DNA-binding transcription factor activity, RNA polymerase II-specific; RNA polymerase II cis-regulatory region sequence-specific DNA binding. Gene Ontology annotation, biological process: regulation of transcription by RNA polymerase II; apoptotic process. Lineage: Eukaryota; Metazoa; Arthropoda; Thecostraca; Balanomorpha; Balanidae. Gene Ontology annotation, cellular component: nucleus. The transcript is spliced from 5 exons.
UUCCUUUUGGCAUCGGAACGUUUACAAGCAACGUGAUUCGGGCUCUGGUAUUAACUGGAUAAUUCGCCAGCUGACGCCGUAUGGUGGCGCUAGUGGAGCAGCACCAUAUGACGUCAGCAGAAAACACCGUGAGCAGCUAUGAAAUGGGAACGAGCACCACGGAAAUAUCGAAAGGUGAUGGACAUGUACUGACUUUGGUCAUUCAAGUACCACCAACACCCAAGGCCAUCUAUAGAAGCGAUGACCUCAUCAUUGGACAGCAGUCUUCUGCUGUUCUCUCCGGACGAUGAGGUCCUGGAGCAGGUCAAGGUCGACAUCGGAUUUCAGAAUCUGUCACAAGACUGGGACAGCUACAUGGAUCCUGUAGAGCACCCACUGAAGGAGCACCAGCUGUCGGAAUUGGAGCCGGCGCCGGCCGAGGCGAAGGAGGAGCCCACGCCGCCGGCGCAGAAGCAGGUGUCGGUGCAGCCGGUGGCCAACUCUGUGCCGGUGCUGGACGGCUGGCCGGGCGUGCAUCAGUUCCAGGUGACGGUGCGCCGGCGGCCCGAGCAGGCCGGCCGUCAGCUGCCCUACGUCUACAGCGCCGACGGCGCGAAGCUGUACACCGACAUGAUGGUGGCCGUGCCGUUCAGCUUCACCUACAGCGGUGUGGCCGACCCGAGCGCGCUGCGCAUCCGCGCGCUGCCCAUCUACCGCGAGUCCCACCACAUCCAGACGCCGGUACGCCGGUGCGCCAUCCACCGCGAGCCGCAGGACCCGUCCAACGACACCGGACACAUGAUGCACGUGGUGCGGGCCGAUCACCACCACGCCAGCUACCACGUGGAGCAGGAGCGGUGCAGCGUCACCGUGCCGCUGGAGGCGCCCGAGCCCGGCACCGACCACUACCAGGUGCUCUUCAAGUUCGCCUGUAUGAACACCUGCGUGGGCGGCAUCAACCGUCGGCGGCUGAUGCUGGUACUGACGCUGGAGGAGCGCGCCUCGGGCCGCACACUCGGCAGACAGGCCGUGGAGGUGAAGGUGUGCCGCUGCCCCCACCGCGACUGGCGCGCCGACGAGAAGCGCAAGGGCUCCGAGCAGGCGCAGCCCAAGGCGAGCAAACGGCCGCGCCGCGAGCCGUCCCCGCCGCCACCCUCCAACGGCCAGCAGCAGCUCUACGUGGUGGCGGACGACCCGGCGAUGUACCGAUACCUGGUGGAGGCGCGCGAGUCCCUGCUGCGCUACCGGCGCUCGGUGCUGGCCGAGCAGGCGCCGCCGGCACCGCUCAGCCGCCAGGACACGGCGCCAGUCAAGCCCGAAUACCGCUAGACGGCCGACGGCUGGGUGCCGAUGACGGCGACGGAUGGGUGCUGAUGACGACCACGGCCACGGGUGGCUGCCGAUGACGGCGACGGGCCGCGGACUAGGAGCGAGGAUUGGAGAGGCCAUGAUUACUCCCCCGCACAGAAGUGCUUUGAGUUUUGUUUCUGGAGCGAAAGGUUCAUGGAUGCUGCCACGUAGCACUAAGCUAAUUUAAGUACCGAGCGAAGCAACUCGGUAACGUAUAGUUAAUAUCAACGAGCUGCACUGACUCGUAGUGGCUGUAUUUUCGAAUGUUUGUUGAUCUUAGUUGCUUGUAAGUCUUUCUUAUGAUGCAUGUUAUGUAAAGAGUGUAAACGCAGUCCAGUACUGGGCCGUCGAAUUGUCGUAAAUUUUAUGUACAUACUUUAUCCUUUGCGCGUAGGCAUUGAUUGCUGGUCAGUUUUCCACAUGCAUUGUGUCGAUGCACGCUCGUUACAGAUUUAGAUUCAGCAUUGUGUGGCGGGAAGUGGGGCCAGGUUAGACGCACUUGUUGAGAAUCAGUCGUGGUGCACGUCUUGCGUUUAUAAAGAAACUGUUGAAGCUCGAGGUGAAUGCUGAGGCCUGUGAAUAAACUUUACCUUCUGA